AUCAAAAAAUAAUUAAGGUUUUUAAGGAGAAAAUUAGUACUGUAUUUUACAAAUUUGAAUUGAAAUCCAAAUUAAUGUCUUGAUUAAUUACAUAGACCAUAUUGCUCUAAAUUGUCAUAUUGUAUUUUCAUCAAAGAUUAUGCUAUAAUUUUUUUAAGUAUGCACUGUAAAAAAUUUGCUGAGUGAACGUGGAAUAAAUCCGGAGUGAAUGCGAAACAAAUCCGGAGUGAAUGCGGAACAAAUGUUAAGCGGAAGACUGUUUAUUUAUUUAAUCCCCUCGGAGGGAAAUUUACUACGAAGGGAAGUUUAUUCCAAUAUUGAAACUUUGAAUCGGAGUAAAUUAAAAUUCAAAUAAAAUCUGUAGUCACUCCGAAUUCACUCGCAAUUUUGUACAGUGUGUGAACAAAUCGACAUUUAUCUGAAAUAAAUAAAUAUUAAAUUUUCAUGCACUGUAAAAAAUUGGGAGUGAAUUCGGAUUUUAUUUCAAUCCGAAUUCACUCCGUCACCCUGAGUUCCGGAGUUUAAAAAAAUCACUUCGCAUACAAAGUAAAUCGGGAGUUUAUUUUUUUCAGCCGAGUGAUUUCGGAGUGAUCUAGAUUUUAUUUACUCUGAUUCGGAGUUUGAAUAUUAAAAUAAACUCCCCUUCGGAGUAAAUUUCACUCCGAGGGGAUUAAAUAAAUAAACAGUCAUCCGCUUCGCAUUCACUCCGCAGUUACUCCGAAUUCACUCCGGAUUUAAUCCGCUAAAUUUUUACAGUGACAAUUCUUUAUAAAUCGAAGAAAUUUUUAACAAUUAACAUUUACCUUGAACCUGUGUUAUGUGAUACUUAAAACCUUGAUAAUAUAAAAAUAAAAAUCGUGUUUGUAUUUUAUUUAGUAACUUUUUUUAAGUUAAUUUCACAUCACUCCAACGAAAAGUGAUCGUGUAUUGGGUCUCCUACUUUAAUUCAAGUAUCAGUGAAAGCAUGAAACUUUUAUUAUUGCCAGAGAAGCUUAUAGUUCCAUACUAAAUAUUUAUGCUGGACAUUUCGUGAUUUUACUGUCUGGGUUUAGUUUCUAGUUUGAUUUUUUUUUCCGUUGUCCUAAAAUCGAUUAACAUCAGCUCCCAUACAUCAGAAAUUUCUAUAAUUAAUUAAUAAUAAUAAAAAAUUUUUAUUUUAAAAUACUUCCUAUUAUUCAUGGGUAAAUUUACUGUAAGAUGUAAAAAUAUUGACUAUUAUAAUUUAUAUAUUUAAUAUCUUUAAUAUAAAAAACGAGUAUACGGUAACUUGAAAGCUCGCAGCCCCAUUAAAUAGUUAAUACAGAGAGUCCGUGACAUACAAAACAAGGGUAAACAAACGUAAAAAAGUAUAACGGAAAUUAAAUAUUACUAUUACUGUGCCGGUAUUUAAACGCGUGAAGUGCAUGUGCUUUAAAUGCACGCAUUCUCAACAAAACGACAAGUGGCACCCCCGUGCACGCGGCUUAUAAAAGCUUCUGUGUAAGAGUUAAAAUAAAAAAGGAAUUAGCAGAUGAGUGACGAGGGUGAGGACAAAGCACACAACCCUACGCUUAUUUAAAGUACAUAAUUUAUUUAUUUUUUAUUGCAAUUGUAAUUUAAAAACAUUAUUAUUUUUCAUAAGUUACAAAUGUAAAAAUAUGCGCGCGCACAGAGAUGGAAUUUAAAAUCAGAAACUCUAGUUGAUGCUGGCGCGUUGGUGUUGCAGCUUAACAGUUUGCCGAAUCGAAUCCAAAUGGAGUUUGAAGUUGUGAGUAUGAGUCGAAGACCGAAUAGAAGACAAAACUAUAAAACCGGUCAAUACUCCAAGCGACGUCGGUACGCGACAGCGACCGCGACGGCGCCAAGAGAGGGAGUAAAACUCGUGGGUGGGAGUUGUAUUUUCACAGAGUAAUACGCGGCACAAGAUAAAGGGAGAUGAAGUUACCUGGGAUGUGAUUCUACGAAGUGAGAUGAAUUUAAUUCAGGUUUAGGAAGGGAUCAUAUGUGAACACGGGGUACUAACUAAGAGAGAAAAUGUGUGGAGGCAAGAGGCGCACGCAGCCUUACUCUCUUCUCUUUCUUCUUUAGCUUUCGUCUUGGUCUUUAGCUCACUCCUCACUCAGUAGUAUUAGUCUCGUAGGCGCCCGAAUAUAAAGCGCAUCACACAGCUCUAAAGCAGCUCGCGUACCGCGUUGUGGUGCCUCUCUGCCUCCUCCGCGGGGAGUAGCAGCAGCAGCAGCAGCACCGCGGCUCUACAUCAGAGCCACAGCCCGUACACCUCGUCUACUAUUUUCUAUCUCCCUCGACGUCAUCCUCCUCAUCGUAAUCGCCGUCCUCGCACAGACGCAAACUCAACACAGAAUCCUCUACGUCGUGGACGUUGACGGGCGUGCACUUGACGAAUACACGUUUUUCAUGCUAUAUCUAUGUACCACGUUUAUAUAAAUAUAUAUAUAUCUAUAUCUAUAUCUAUAUAUAUAAAUACAUAUAUUUAUUUAUUUAUUAAUUAAUAUGAUAAAUUACAUAACUAAUUGUGAGCGAUAAAAAAUAAUAAUUGUAAUUACAAAUUACUCUAAACACUUGAGUGAAGAUGCUGAUUAAAUUAAUAUUUACUAUUUUUUUUAUAUUAAGAUAAAGUAUGAAAUUAUGUGAAUGAACUUGAAUGUGAGUGACAGUGACACGAGUGUCUGUCGUGUCGUCGGUAGUAACUACUCUGUGAAUAAAAAACCCGCGGUGACGUUUACGUAGUGUUAAGAUAAAUAUAAGAUUAUUAUAAAUAUUUUAUAUUUUAUUAUAAUUUAUUGAGUAAGUGCCAGUGAGUGUAUCAUUGUAAUUAAGUUACAACAUAUAUAUAUAUAUUAAAAUAUAUACGAAUACUACUUUUACUAUUACUAUUGUUAAUUGUAAUGAGUAGAUGUACAUUUCUACAAUAAUAUUGCAUACGUGCAUACCACAACCAUGUGCCCGCAUUAAUGAAAUAACUAUUUGAAUUUAAAUUUAUAAUUAUAAAUUAAAUCGAUCAUGGAUUCGUGGAUUUUUUUAAUAUUUAUACUCGGUGUCGCAGCGUCGGUGGAAGUUCACUUCGAAAAUAAAGACGGAGGUUUUUUUCUAAAGCACACACCUCGUCAAUACUACCCCUCGCGUUUGGACAACACAAUGUCCACAAGUAACGCCGGACAAGGAGCAAGCGUGACAUCAUCCUCCGUACCAUCAAGUUCAAUUUUGUCAAUAGAUAAAUUUACUGUCUUCCAAACAAGCGAGCCGGCAUCAGUACGUGCUACUUACGGACCUUUCAGCACAAAACAAACUGUCCCAGCGCGUUACAUUGUCCCUGAUCCGUUAGAAACUUUACCGGGACCGGAAAGACGUAAUGUAACCGCUUCAUCCAACGCAGCUAUGAUGGACGUCCAAGAUUUGGGUGCAAGACAUUUGGACAUGUCUGCGCACUUAGUAGGAACCAGUAUAUCACGAGAUUCUCCAGUUCUCAGAGUCCUUUUUCAUGCUGGCAGUGAAGCGGGUGGUAGACGUCAGUUGCUAGCACGUCAUCAACGUGUUUGUGUCCUGCUGCAAGCAACUCUACCGGGUAAAAACCCACUGACCGCAGCAUGCAGUCCCGACGGCGAAGAUGGCGUUUGUUUGGCACAGAUAACUAUUCCCGCUGAUUGGUGGCCAUCUCUACCGCCACCAGAUUCUUCUGGACACAUUAAACUCACCAAGACACCUCCCAGACUUGUUCAAGUUGCUUAUUCUGUCUUGGAACCACGUACUGUCGUACUUACUGAUGACAUGGCCGCUGACACUUAUGCUGGAGUCCCUAGAACUCUGCCCGUGUCAUCAGAUUCUGGGUCAUCUGGUAGUGGAGGGUGUCGACCGCGGGUGCAAAUCCAACCAGUUACGCCACUUGGAAAAAUUCCAUUAACACCAAAUCGUGCUGAUUACAAAGAAAUAAAAGCUGAUGAUUCAUUAGUACUUUUAGUACCACAUGGACCACUUUAUCCACGGUCUAGAUUGCAUGUCCCGGUAUUUCUUUAUCCGCAAAAUUCAAUGACUGUCGAUACAACUGGAGCCUCGAUUGAAGAUAAAGAUGCUUUAGGACCUCCCAUUGUUACUGUUGUUCUCAGAGCACGAGCUAAAUCAGGCGUGAGAAUAUUAGAUGCAUCUUCAAGUAGCCCUAAUUGGAUAUUAACCUCUGAUAUAAAUGGAAAAAAUACAGCUGCGACGUUUACUGUUAAACGUAGACGUGAUGAUCUUGAAAUAACGACUGAGCCAACAAAUGUCAGAUCUGCUGAGGAAAUAAUGACGAUGCUGCUGGAGGCAAGCGAGGAAGGAGAUGGUAGCAGCAGCUGGGAUGAUGGGAGAAUCAUGUGGAGUGUACGUUAUACAUUGGAAGGAGAUGAAGAGGAUCUUACUAUGCAAACACGUACCGGAUCUUCUGAACAGAUGCAAUUGCAGCGUCAACAGCAACUACAGCAACAGCAUCACCAUCAUCAUCAUCAUAUUGAGAAGAGAAAAUUCAGCGCACGAUUGGAAAUUCAGAAGGAUGAUAUCCAAGCUGUUUUACCCAUUUCUAAGAAUUGGGAAGUUAUGAAUACCGCAGUGCUAACCGGUCGUCAAGUAUCCCAAGCGAUGAAGGUUUUCAUCGUCAGCCAAGCGGGAACAGUUGCCGACGUAACACUGCAGUCAUCCUGCCACUCCGAGGAUGAAAGUGUACUCAAGGUUUCAUCAUCAUGCAGCAGCGUCUACGUAGACGGUUCUGAAAUACGAGGAUCAAGUAAUGCAUCAGUGUUAGUUAAAUAUGGUACAUAUACUGGAUUAGCACGAUUCACAGUCUGGAUGCCGGAAUUUCCGCUCGAAGUAACUGUUACUGACUCACGUCUAAGUCAAAUAAAAGGAUGGAAAGUACCAGAGGGUCAUCCAGUACAAAAAAAUAAAAGAAGCUUAAAUCAAACUGACAUAACUUCCCUUAACAUCAAUAGCAACAAUAAAAAUAAUAAUAAUAAAAGACGUAGACGAAGACGAACAAGUGUCUCGGGACUAGAUACAAUAGAUAAUGAUGAUGAUGAGACUAUUAAUCAUGAUAAUGAAGACGAAGAAGAGGAAGACAACGAAGAAGAGAUUGAUGACAUUGAAGUUGAAAGAUUUCGCGAUGAUAGAUGGGACGCGGUUAAUUCAAUCGAUCGUUCAAUGCAAACUACCACGGCAUGCCGUUUACGUUUUCAGCAGAGCCCCGUCGAAGUGCAUGCACGGUUUCUGGCGGCCGGACAUGACAGCGGACGUGAGUCGUAUUUCGUUAACAGACGCACGUGGCUUAGGGUCACGGAUCUAGUUGUUGGACUAGUUCGUGUUUCGGACCCGCGUAUUGCAACUCUGCUCCAGGAUCGAAUUGUCCAGGGACGAGGGGUAGGCAGGACUGAGGUCCAAGUACUGUCGCCUAUUACUGGACGUGUCAUUGGCGCCAAAGAGAUACGCGUGGGUAAUGAUCGGGUGUCUAUUGCCCGUUUAUCCGUUAAAGUUGUUUCGGGUCUUCAAUUGACUAUUAGCCCGGAUACUGCCAUUGAGAAUGGAUAUGUCGCUGAAACAUCUGUCACUAGACGUCUCACUGCUCAGUACCAGGAAGGACUUCUAGAUAUAGAUAUCGAAUUCUCGGAUUCAAUGAAAACUCCAUUGCGAGAAAUAGCCGUAAGUGAUUAUCAUCUGACGGUAGAGAGUUUAGACCCCGAGGUAGUGGCAUUCGCACCGAUGGUCGCAUCGCACCAUCCGCGAGUGAUAGCAGUCGGAGAAGGUCACGGAGAUCUGCUGAGAGUAACUCUGCAGUUAGCAGAGGCAUGCAGGAUGUCAGGAGCGAACGCCGGCAGGAGAGCUAAAGGAUCAAGGGCAAAUAACAACGGACAAGGUGGUGCUCAAGCAUUGGCUACUGCGACGGCGAACGUUGAGGUUGAUUUUGCGUCUAGCGACCUUCCGCAUCGACCGGAAUUCGUCCAGAACGACGGUGGGGGUAUGGUUCAAGGUGGCUCCUCUCACCACCACCGCGAGCGAAAAACAGGACGCGAGGUUGCUCCUGAUUUGCAUGACAUACUCAUUGGUGGCGUAGGUGGUGUAGGAGUACGUCAUCACAAUGCCAGCCACAUGACACCUUUAGAAAUAGGAAUGUAUGUUCUGCUAGCAGCAUUUGGAUUUGCUAUUCUCGUGUUCGUAAUUUCAUGCGUCGUGUACGCCAGUAAAUUCAAACCCCAUCAAUCGGAUUCACCAUUACCAAGCAUCCCAAUGUUAGGAGCUGUCAGGGCACGAGCUGCGGCAGCCAGCCAACAAUUGGCAUCAGCUCGUAGACCUCGUGAGUCGACGACCAAUGCACAUGAUUGGGUAUGGCUUGGUAGGGCAACACUUGAACGAGCUGCUUGUGCUCCUCAACAGGUACGAGUGACAAACAACCCACUGGCAGGUGAAGUUGACGAUGAUGCCGGUGAUUUAGGUACCAGCUUUGAUAAUCCAAAUCAUAUUGAACUCCCAGCGGCGGGAAAUCGUGUCACUGUUACGCCAAUUGAUACCACUACCUACUGCAAACGUGACAGAGUACGUAAUUAUAUGCAGAAAAAUGAUGCAGCUAAGACACAAAUUUUGGAUGGUCCUGUUACAUCUUCUACACGCAAUGGAAAUGAGGUCAAAGAUGUCCCUCCACCAUUACCACCUCACGGUAUCACAUCACCAGCAUCAGUUCCCGCAUCCUCAGGAGCAGGAGUAACGGACCUAGCAAAUAACAAUGAAGAUUACAAGCCGCCAGUACCACCUCAUAGAAACACUGGAGUGACAGCGCGUCUGCCAGAGACACCAAAGAAGCAUCAGCAUCGUAAUCAUCACGCAAACCAUCGGCAUGUAAAGCAUCACCAUCACCACCAUCAUCCAAAGACUCACAGCACGAAGCCCAGCGCUAAUCCCGUAUCAAAGAACGAAGAGGCCCAGACUAUAGACGACGAGGAGUUUGUCGAGCUGAAAAAAGUAAACGAGGAGAAACCUAAAGAAAUAAUCCCUCGCGAAAUAAAACGCGCGACAAUUGUCGGGAAUCCAAUGUUCUCGUCUAACUUAUCCAGCUCUUCCUCAUCCAGUUCGUCGUCCACAGUCUCAAAUCAAGAGUUGAAUGAAACGAUGGCUUCGCUAGUAGAAACACCGGCCCUAGAUGACCUUAAUCUUGGUAUGGAUUACAAUCAAAUCAUGCAGUAUUUUGAUAACUUGAAGGAAUCGAAUGCCUAGGUAACAGCCCGGCUGCACGAUUUAGUUGACUGGGCAAAGUCUAUUUAAUAUCCAAGACGUUAUCUGUCAGGUGCAGCCACUAAUCCUUCUUAAGAUUUUACUUUUUCCAUCUUACACACGUAUAUAUAUUAAUAUAAAUAUAUACUUGUAUUAAAUUCGUGUGUGUAUACGUGGAACAUUAAUCCUAGUCGGCUUUAAUCGAUACAAACUCACGUCGACUUAGUGCUACGUUAUGUGGAUAAGUGUGCGGUUUUUUUUUUUUUUUUCCAAAGAAUAUGUUACGUUUUACAUAUUCACAGCCAUAAAUUAUACAAAUAUGUAUCCUUACAUUUUGUAUACAUAUAUAUACAUAUAUAUGGGUAGGUAAAUCGUGUAGUGUAUCAUGUAUGUGUGUAUAUGUGUAUAUAAAUGUAUGACAAUGUAUUCUAGUCAGCUUUAUAGCAGCACGUAAAUUAAUGCGUAUGCUAAAUUAUAAAAUAACUUUAACCCUUUACUGGUACAAUUGCUAAUUAAUGUAUUGUAUAUUUAUAUUUAUUGUUUGUCAGCUUGUUUAUUUAUUUAUUUUUUUUUUUUGUUUUUGUUUUUGUUAAUUCAUCCUUGACUGAAAUCAAUAGAAUGGAUGGAAUAUUUUUAUUUAUUUAUAAAAAAAAACUAAAAU
Messenger RNA from Microplitis mediator, 7882 nucleotides. It is a transcript of the gene dtn, whose product is annotated as transmembrane protein 132E. The record is from RefSeq and is a predicted model, not a curated record. Bases 3001 to 7224 code for a protein of 1407 amino acids. The transcript is spliced from 10 exons. NCBI's taxonomy places the organism in Eukaryota, Metazoa, Arthropoda, Insecta, Hymenoptera, Braconidae.